Molecule: messenger RNA, 2532 nt
Organism: Strongylocentrotus purpuratus (purple sea urchin)
Lineage: Eukaryota; Metazoa; Echinodermata; Echinoidea; Camarodonta; Strongylocentrotidae
Product: thioredoxin domain-containing protein plp1
Exons: 7
Coding region: 166-801 (211 amino acids)
Cellular component (GO): cytoplasm
Source: RefSeq, a predicted model, not a curated record
GCAGCUCUCAAUAAUUUUUGAGCCGUAACUUCAGUUUGGAGAGCCGCGCUGAUUGUAUUCUAACUGAUAAAAGCUCAAGACUGAGGGAGGAGCGCUGUGACUAUAUUUCUCGUGUGGUCCCAGAUACUGAAAUCCCUGUUGGCUAAGGAAAAUAAUUCGGAAACCAUGGAUACAGACGCCGGUGAAGCAAGUGGAUCGGGAUAUGUUGGAAGAGAUACGGAAAAGGAUUGUGAUGAUGGAUUUGUUGAUGAAGACGAACUCUUUGAUGAGCUUGAGAAUGAGGACAUUCCAGCAAAUAUCCGAGAAGCCAGGAUAGGUCAGAUGAAGAGAGAAGCUGCAGCUGCCAGGGCAAUGGAAGACAAGGGGCUUGGUCUUUAUACUGAGAUAGAAAAGGAAGAAGAUUUACUGAAGAUGACGACCACUAUUCCUAAAGUCAUCGUUCACUUCUACAAAACAGACUUCAGAAGAUGUUGCAUUAUGGAUAAACAUUUAAAAAUACUAGCAGAGCAAUAUCGAGACGUCAAGUUCAGCAAGGUGUGUGUGGACAUAGUUCCUUUCUUCGUCACGAGACUCCAAAUUCAGGUCUUACCAGCUGUACUCCUGUUUAUUGAUGGAGUUGUUGCAGAUAGGGUUGUGGGUUUUGAUGAGCUGGGAAACACUGAUAACUUCACAACAGAUACCCUUGAAAAUAGGAUAGCAAAAUCAGAAAUCAUCAAGCCUCUGAACGCCGCUGGAUCCGCUAAUAAAACCAUCUUUGGGUUCGACAGGAGAAGAGAUGACAGCAGUGAUGAAGACUAUUGACGAAGCCUUCCAACAAAGAAGUAACCCUUCACAAAUAGUUGGCCUGUGUAGGCCUGUGUUCAUCAGCUCGAGAUUGCCAAAUAUCCCGCUGUUUCAAUUAUCCCGAUCGCAAAUUAUCCAGUUAAUUUGCGUCUUCAUCAGCUCGAAGUUGCAAUUAGCAGGGUAUUUUGUCGAGAUAAUCAUCCCAAAAUAUCUUGGGCUAAUUUGCAAAAUAUCCUGCUAUUUGUCUGGUGCGUCUUCACCACCCCGAAAGACUCGCACUAUUCGCGAACGUUGAGCAAAAUAUCUUGAGCUAAUUUCUCAAGGUCGAGUUUCAAGUUUCAAGGUCGAAUCUCGAGCUGAUGAAGACGCGAUUUUGUAACUUCAGGAUUAUUUCCCAAAUUAGAAAUAGUGGGCUAUUUGGCAAUCUCGAGCUGAUGACGAUAGGCCUAGUGGGAACAGAGGAUCAGAGAAACAGAGUAGUGACAGUUUGAGGGGAAUCAUACAAAAAAUAAGAAUGUUAUAAAGUUUUGAACACAAAUAAUGGAGAAAUUGGAGAGUUUUCAUGGUAUGUGAUGCCGUAUAAGUAUAACCAGUCUCCAAUGGUUUAUACAAAAAAGUCACUUUUGAUGAUAGGACAGUUAUUUCUUUAGACUUUUUGUUUUAUGCAUGCAUGGUUUGGUGCAGUAUGUGUGCAUGUGGGCUGUGGAUGCCUGCUUUAUUUUCACAUGCAAUACAAUCAUUUCCUGCUUGGUUCAAAGUCUAUUCUUUUGAUACGACCAAAAUAACAAAUUAAACUUUGACCUUGAGGUUGCUUGUUUUUGGUGGUAAUCAGUGUGUCACAUAUUUAUGAAGUGUGAAGUAUUUGCUCACUAAGAGCCAAGAAACUAAAAAAUAUUUAUCAACACAAUCUUGGCCUCCUUCAAGUACUUUGUUGAAAAACUAUGCAUUACCAAAUGUGGUGAAUGAAAACCAAUCAAUUUCAAGAAUUUAAACUUCCUAUUUACUUUCCAUCACAGUAUCUUUCACUUUCUAUUUCAGUUUUUACACUCAUUUUGUAUAUUUUGUCACAGAUGUGAGUGAAACCAGUACAUUCUUUAAGUAUAUUCGAACAUACAGUGUAAAUACUUUCCUCAAUUGAAAGUGUGUGUUUAUUUGUUGUUGUAUUUAUUUCAUAUAGUUUGUAAGAAUUUGUUUGCAUAUUUACACAUUUGGAAGUGGCUUGAAAUUACCUCCAAGAGGCUACAUCCAGACAUUUUGGGCAUAUUGGGGAUAGCGCGAAUUGGAUCUCUGUCACCUUUAUCAAGUAAAAUUUUCAGGCUGUUUCGUUUUGCUCAGUGAUCUUGCUCCUCUGGGGCUUGAGAACUUACACUCUUCUUUUUGUUGGCAUUACUGGCUGAACAGAUGUAUGGCGGGCAAGGUUGUUUAUAGAUAGCUUCACAUGUACAACGAAAAUAAGAGAAACAGAAUGGCCAAAGUUUGAAAUAAACCAUCAUAAGAAACCAAAAUAAGAGAUUUAUGAAUGUUUAGAAUAUAAGAUCACUAAUGCUAUAUGCCACUAGUGUCAAGAUUGACAGACGUGAGCGCUAAUGAACUUAAUAUGCACAAACACUUAAUUUCUGAUUUCUUUUUUUUACAUUUCUUUUGUGAUGUACUGAAUAUGUGUUUUUUUAAUGUACAUGUAUAUUUGUGUGGAUUGAUUUAAUAAAAUUGGCAAGAUAUCUAAAAUCUUGUUAUCAAUUAAACAAGGAA